AUGGUGGAUUCACCACCCAAAAAAAGAGCUUUGAAUACUACUGACGAUAAAAAAGAAAAGAAAACCAUGGUUAGCAAAAAAGGUAACCCAGCUGAAACUGUUGAAGACGUCGAGGAAAGUCUGGAUAAUGUAACUGGGGACAAGAAGGGUGAAUCACUGAAAAAGGAUAAAAGAAAGAAAAAAGAAAAAAAGAACAAAGAAAAUGACAUCGAUAAAAUUAAUGAGGAAGAGGAAGAAGAUGAAGGAAAUGAUGAUGAAAAUUUAAAAAAAUUUGGAGUCGACACGAGUGAAAAUGAAGACGACGAUGAUGAGGAUGAUGAUGACGAUGAUGACGAGGAUGAUGAUGACGAUGAUGACGACGAUGACGACGAUGAUGACGACGACGAUGAGGAUGAUGAUGAUGAGGACGAUGACGACGACGACGAUGAUGAUGAUGACGAAGAUGAAGACGAUGAGGACGACGAGGAAGACGACGACGACGAUGAGGAUGAUGAUGAGGACGAUGAUGAUGACGAUGAUGACGACGAUGAGGAUUUUGAGGAUAUGGAUGAAGAUGAUGAUGAUGAGGAUGACGAUGAAGAUGACGAAGAUGAUGAGGAUGAGGACGAGGAUGAAGACGAUGAGGAUGAGGACGACGAGGACAUGGGCGGAGACUCUAAAAAGGAGGGUGAUUCGCACGCAAAGAAGGACAGUGACGACGAGGCAUUCGAUUAA
Messenger RNA from Plasmodium knowlesi strain H, 714 nucleotides. Its product is annotated as conserved Plasmodium protein, unknown function. The record is from RefSeq and is a predicted model, not a curated record. The coding region runs from base 1 to 714 and encodes 237 amino acids. The transcript has a single exon. Lineage: Eukaryota; Apicomplexa; Aconoidasida; Haemosporida; Plasmodiidae.